Molecule: messenger RNA, 2037 nt
Organism: Camellia sinensis
Lineage: Eukaryota; Viridiplantae; Streptophyta; Magnoliopsida; Ericales; Theaceae
Product: rRNA biogenesis protein RRP5
Biological process (GO): rRNA processing
Cellular component (GO): small-subunit processome; nucleolus; nucleus
Molecular function (GO): protein binding; RNA binding
Source: RefSeq, a predicted model, not a curated record
GGCCCCCCAAAAAAAUAGGGUGUCAACUAAAAAUUUAAUAAUUUUUUGGGUCUAAAUUGUAAAAACAGAAACAAAAAAAUUAUUGUAUAGAAACAGAGGUGACAAACAGAGUGACGGCGUUCGGCUUCUGGCGAUUUUUUUGAUAUAAAGGGGUUUUGGUUGAAUUUCUUCAUUAUCUAAUCAUGCUUCUUAGAAAGUAUAGUUUUGGAUAUGAAAAUAGAAAAAAGAAGCAAAAAGUAGAGAGAUUAAUUCAAAGUCAAGCAAGAGCUCUUGAGGAUAAUUUUUUUGGUGGCAAGAAACAAAUAGAGAUUUCUUCAAGUUCAGUUGAUGAAGAUUUGGUGAUUGAAGAACCUAGUGGUUAUACCAACACUGUGGAUGAGGAUAGACAACGAAUAUCUCUUGGCAUGAAGAAUUCAUAUUUUAUGAGCAAUUGUGCAAAAGUGCAACAUCCUCUUCUUGCUGAAGUGGAAGCAAGGGCUUCUAUUCUUCCACUUGAGGUUCCUCUCGAUGAUAUAGAGAACUCAGACAUGGUUAAUGCAGUUUGUCAAAAUAUAGAGCACGUCGGUGAUCUAGAUACCCUAGAUGAAAAGAAUAAGAGACCAGCAAAGCAUAACUCGAAAGAAGCGAGGGAACGAGAAAUUAGGGCUGCUGAAGAACUGCUACUAGAGAAAGAUAUUCCAAGAAGUGUUGAUGAAUUUGAGAAAUUGGUUAGGGUUUCACCAAAUAGCAGCUUUGUCUGGAUAAAGUACAUGGCAUUUAUGCUUUCUUUGGCUGAUGUUGAGAAAGCCCGCUUGAUUGCUGAGAGGUCUUUGAAAACAAUAAACAUCCUAGAAGAAUCUGAGAAGUUGAAUGUAUGGGUGGCUUAUUUUAAUUUAGAGAAUGCAUAUGGAAAUCCUCGCGAGGAGGCUGUUUCAAAAAUAUUUCAAAGAGCAUUGCAAUAUUGUGAUCCCAAAAAGGUGCAUCUGGCACUGUUGGGAAUGUAUGAAAGGACCGAGCAACAACAGUUGGCUGACGAGCUUCUCAGCAAAAUGAGCAAGAAAUUCAAGCAUUCAUGCAAGGUUUGGUUAAGGCGGAUUCAGUGGCUAUUGAAGCAAAAUCAGGAUGAAGUUCAGUCUGUUGUAAAACGCGCUGUUCUAUGCCUUCCCCGCCAUAAGCACAUUAAGUUCCUCUCACAAGCAGCCAUCCUUGAGUUCAAGUGUGGGGUUCCUGAUAGAGGCCGAUCAAUGUUUGAGGGAAUGCUUCGUGAUUACCCUAAGAGAACAGAUUUGUGGAGCAUUUAUCUUGAUCAAGAAAUUCGACUUGGUGACAUGGAUGUGAUUCGUGCAUUGUUUGAGAGGGCAACAACCUUGAGCCUUCCAGCUAAAAAGAUGAAGUUCUUAUUCAAAAAGUAUCUCGAGUUUGAAAAGUCUCUAGGCGAUGAAGAAUGUAUUGAAUCUGUUAAGCAGAAGGCAAUGGAAUAUGUUGAGACUACUUUCGCUUGAUACUUGUUGUAUACCCUAUUUCCGGACAAUGUUCCUAUUCCAGUGUUGCAAAUGAACUGAUCAGGUGUUUGCCCUGCAGUGGAGGACCCACACAGAUGCUCUGUUUGAUUUAGUUUUCAAAAUCUGAUUUUUAUUUUUUGUUUUUUUAAAUACUAAUACUUUUUGGCAAAAGAAACACCAAACUAGUUUGAAAACAAAAUGAAAAUGAUGAUUAUUUUUUUUGCAAUUCAUUUUAUUCACCAAAUUAGUUUUUACCUUUCUUUAAAAAAAAAUUCAAAAAACAUAUUUUGAAAACGAAAUCAAAUAGAUCGGAAGCUUUUGUCAAGCGUGAUAGGAGAGAAGCAGCUCGGCCUUAUUUUCCAGCAAUGAAGAUCAGGUGAGCAACAGUUAGAAAUGGAUGCCAUUAACAGCCAUCCUGUUUUUCUCAAGAUUGUGGUUAUUCACAAAGGUGAGACAUAAAUAUAGAAAUUAACAUGUUGAUUAUGGAGACUUUUUGUUAUCUCUACUCUUGAAGUGGUAUAAGCUAAGUCCUCUCUUUUUUCUUCCUAGUUGAAAA